Messenger RNA from Gongylonema pulchrum, 393 nucleotides. NCBI's taxonomy places the organism in Eukaryota, Metazoa, Nematoda, Chromadorea, Rhabditida, Gongylonematidae. The record is from the annotation of a GenBank genome assembly.
AUGGACGAAGCGCAGGCUGAUUUCGCACUGAAUUUGCUAAGAUCAGUAGCGACCGGCGACGAACCGGCUGUGAUAUCGCCGUUUUCGAUAGCCGUAGCCUUAGCAAUGACUUACGAUGGAGCACAGGGUACGACAAAAGAACAGAUGACAAACGUGUUAGCCAAAGGACAAAGCGCAAAGCAGUUUGAUGAUUAUGUCUAUGCACUACUCAGUGAUAUUGGAAAGAAGAACAAAAGCUACACGCUAGAUUCGGCAAAUCGUUUGUACCUCGGGGAAAAAUUUGUUUUAAAAGAAGCUUAUCAGAAAAUCAUCCAGACUCACUAUGCAGGACAAUUGCGGCAAGUGGAUUUCAAACAAGUGGAAGCCAUUGUUAAGGUUCAUAAUGAAGUUUGA